Colletotrichum godetiae is the source of this 2295-nucleotide messenger RNA. RefSeq names its product GMC oxidoreductase. The record is from RefSeq and is a predicted model, not a curated record. The transcript has 5 exons. NCBI's taxonomy places the organism in Eukaryota, Fungi, Ascomycota, Sordariomycetes, Glomerellales, Glomerellaceae. Gene Ontology annotation, molecular function: long-chain-alcohol oxidase activity; FAD binding. Bases 1 to 2295 code for a protein of 764 amino acids.
AUGGCUACUCUGCCAAAGACGAUUCCUGGCACAGCCGUCGAGCUUCAGCUUCCGGCGUUGCCGACCACCGACUUUUGGAACGAGACUCAAUGGACCGUUCUGCUGUCCUUGCUCGAGGCGGUCCUCCCGCCCAUCUCGCGACCGGCCACUCUCACAGACACAACGAGCCAGAUCCGAGUGUCCGAUGCCGAAUAUGCGGCCGCGCUCCAACUCGCACAGAACACUAUGAAGAAACCGCCUUCGGAGGAAAAGUUCCAGGAGUACAUGGCGCACAACCCGGCAAAGGAGCCCAAAUUUAUCGAGAGCAUCACCAGGACACUCGCGGCCCUGCCGUCUGGCGCGCAACGUCAGCUCGGUGGCGCGAUGGGCGCUCUUGGCACGCGCGCCGGUACGCUGUUUCUCACCGGUUACUGGACUCCAGUCCACCUUCAACCGCUAGAAGUCCGUGAGCAGAUUUUGAAGGCUUGGCAGACGUCCAGGCUCCCAACAAUCAGGGUCCUAUCAAAGUCAAUAUGUCUCUUGGCGCAAAAGGCCGCCGUGCAGACCAACCCUUUGUUCAUAGAGUUGACGGACUACACCGACAUGCCGGACUUCCAGACGCAUGGUGAGGGUUUUGAUUUCAACUUUAUGCAAUUCGAGUCGGCCGGCUCGCCAGCCGUCGUAGAGACCGACGUUGUCAUCGUCGGAUCGGGCUGCGGAGGAGCAGUCGCUGCCAAGGUCCUGGCCGAGGCAGGUCACAAGGUCCUCGUUGUCGACAAGUCGUACUACUACUCUCCGAGUCAGCUCCCCAUGUCGCAGGAUGCCGGCUGCUCGUUCCUGUACGAAAACGGAGGCUUCAUCACCAGCGACGACAACUCGCUCAACAUGGUCGCUGGCAGUUGCUGGGGUGGCGGCGGCACCGUCAACUGGAGCGUCAGUCUCCAGACGCAAGGAUUCGUCCGCAAGGAGUGGUCGGAGCAGCGCGGCCUGCCCUUCUUCACCUCGCCCCAGUUCCAAAACUGCCUGGACAAGGUCUGCGACUUCAUGGGCGUCAGCGCCGACAAGGUCCGUCAUAACCACCGUAACCAGGUGCUGCUGGACGGGUCCCGGAAGCUCGGGUGGCAUGCUACCACGGCCCCGCAGAACACGGGCGGAACGGAGCACUAUUGCGGGCAGUGCCAUCUCGGAUGUGGGUCGACGGAGAAGCAGGGUCCCACUGUCAGCUGGCUGCCAGCGGCGGCGGGAUCCGGAGCCAAAUUUAUGGAGGGCUUCGAGGUUGAAAAGGUUACCUUUGACGAGUCCAGCGGGUCCAGGCGAGCCACGGGUGUGGUUGGAAAAUGGGUGUCGCGGGGUGCUAAUGGGAGCACCAGCGCGCCUUUGGAGCAGCGGACCACGCGACAGGUUGUCAUCAAGGCCAAGAAGGUCAUCAUGUCGGCUGGAUCAGUUUCGAGUCCCUUGGUGCUGUUGAGGAGCGGUCUGACGAACCGACAUCUCGGACGCAACCUCUACGUGCACCCCUGCAACUUUGUGGGAGGUUACUGGAAGGAGGACUGCAAGCCAUGGGAGGGCGGUAUCAUCACGAGUUACUGCUCCUCGUUUGAGGACCUCGACAAGGCAGGCCACGGCGUGAAGCUGGAGCCUACUUGCAUGAUUCCCUACGCGAUCCUGUCCAGCAUGCCCUGGCACUCUGGCCUCCAGGCCAAGCUCAGCGAGCUCCGCUUCCGCCACUUUGGCGCCUUCAUCUCCCUCACCCGCGACCGCGACCCGGGCCGCGUGUACCCGGACCCCGUCUCAGGCCGCCCCCGCAUCGACUACGUCGUCUCCGACUUUGACCGCGCAAACACCCUCGAGGGCGUCGUCGCCCUCUGCAAGAUCUGCUACGUCGAGGGCGCGACGGAGAUCCACGCCGGUCUGCCGGGCCUCGAGCCGUUUGUCAAGGAGGACCACGCCGAACCUCCUCCCGAAAAGGAGACUGUGUCAUCGGCUUCGGAAGACAGCGGCGACGAGGCGAUUCUGGACGGGGUCAACGAUCCCAAGUUCGUUGCGUGGCUGGAUAAGUUGCGCCGGGUGGGUAACGCGCCGCCCGUGGCGAUCUUUUCGUCUGCGCAUCAGAUGGGUACGUGUCGGAUGGCGCCUAACGAGGAUGAGGGCGUGGUGGGACCCAAGGGCCAUGUUUGGGGUACGGAGAAUUUGUUUGUUGCGGAUGCGAGUGUGUUCCCUAGCGCGAGCGGGGUGAAUCCCAUGAUUACGAAUAUGGCGAUUGCGGAUUGGAUUGCGAUGUGUGUUGGGAAGGAGAUAAAGGCUGAGUUUUCGUAG